Dufourea novaeangliae is the source of this 586-nucleotide messenger RNA. RefSeq names its product DNA replication complex GINS protein PSF1-like. The record is from RefSeq and is a predicted model, not a curated record. Gene Ontology annotation, biological process: DNA strand elongation involved in mitotic DNA replication; DNA replication. Gene Ontology annotation, cellular component: GINS complex. The transcript has 4 exons. Lineage: Eukaryota; Metazoa; Arthropoda; Insecta; Hymenoptera; Halictidae. Bases 2 to 586 code for a protein of 194 amino acids.
AAUGUAUGGAAGAAAGGCUUUUAAACUUAUAACAGAAUUAGAUUUAUCUGCUGACAUUCAACCAUUUAAUGAGGUAAUUGUUAAAGAAGUUCUACAGGAAAUGCACUCCUUAUACGAUGCAAAUAUGUCUGAUAGUAAUGCCAUUCGAAAUGAAGACAAUGUGGCUUUGUUACCAUCAGUUCAACUGAGACACAUAGCUUUGACCAGAAACAAGAGAUGUGUUCUGGCAUAUAUCUACAACAGAAUGAGCAAGUUAAGAGAAUUGCGUUGGGAAUUAGGAAGUAUUUUACCCCCUGAAAUAAACACCAAUUUGUUGAAUGCUGAGAGACAAUGGUUUCAAUCAUAUAACAAAUCCUUGGCUACGUAUAUGAGGUCUUUGGGAGAAGAUCAAGGAUUUAAUUUAACAGCUAACAUGUUGCCCCCAAAAACUCCUUAUGUGGAGGUCAAAUGUGUAGUAGACUUUGGGAAACUAGAAUUGGAAGAUGGUCAAAUAAUAUUAUUAAAGAAGAAUACAUAUCAUUUAUUACCACGAGCUGUUUGUGAACCACUCAUACGACAAGGUAUACUUGAGCAUAACAGCACGUAA